AAUGGUACAACCUUGUCAUGUAUGGAAGCAUAUCACACGUGCUAAGUCCAAUAUACUCUACAGUACACAAUGGGGAGGGAAACACUCUACAAUUAACGUAUCUUUCAAGUUCAGCUUCGGCCUUGACAUCCACUCCAAAUCAUUCGGAUCCACGUUUCUGGUGUCCAAAAAACUAGAGCUAGACGAUAUAUCACGUACAUUGAGAAACAUCAGACUGUGAGAAACCUCAAACUCCAACAUCCUCUGAUAUGUUCUCAUCUCUCAAAUAUAUUGGGAAUCUGUCCUCAUAAUAAGUCAAGUUCUUUCGCACCCGAACAGCAUAGAUCCAAUUCUGGAAAGAUGGCGAAACCGAUACCGAAUUUCACGGUUCAAGAGAUAGAAGAACAGCUCGGAUACACAGUCGUUGGACUGUAUUAUCCCGGCGACGACGCCCCAUACUUCUACAGCGACCUCACUCCCGUUUCUCAAUGCGCUAUUGAUCGAGCCCAAAGAGAGCUCGAUGAACAUGUGAGACAGUCUCUCGGCAAAUAUGAAAUUAUUCUACCCGAGUCGUCUCCGGGCGUUAUCGUCCGUCAAGAAGGUCGGCCAGAUUUACGGCUGCCACACUCAUGGACGACUACAUGUCAUCGCUGCACAAUGACGUUCACCUGUGGGAGCCGUGUCGGCCACUACAAUUUCGCUGUGAAUGUCCGUUGGGAGUUCGACCUCGAGUUAUCCUUACUGUUGACCCUACAUGAAGUAGUGACGAUGAACACCACGGCGAUGUUGCGACUCGACUUAGCCUGCGGACUAGGCCCCGUAUUCUCCCGGCUCUCGGCAGAGACUCGGCUGCAGAUAUACAAUCUUGCGAUGCCCAGAGGACAGUGGAGAACCGUGCUUGUCGACUGCCCAAAAUCCCAGUUUCCCGGAACUAUAGGGGAUCCCAGCGGCUUCUACUUUCCACUAAGCCACCUUGGUGUCCUUACAGCAAAUAAACAGAUGCGUCGAGAAGCGUUGCCGCUUGCAUAUCGUUCUACAAGGUUUCAGGUGGAUCACCUUGAUGACCUCGUCCAACUUCUCAUUGGCAUUGGCGACAUUGGCCGUGCCAAUAUAGGCUCGCUAGAGUUUGAUUGGCAAAGUAGGGCCGACGUUGAAUCACAACAGACCGAGGCUCCAACGCCUGCUGAAUCGUCACCGACUUUGCCUAUCACCCAUGUCACAAGCUGUAUCCAGCUGCUUGGACAGUGUCACAAUCUGAAGUCCGUGCGCCUCCAUUUUGACCCCGAUCUCAUAUCGCGAAUUCCACCGAAAAUUUAUCAAGCAGAUCCCGGCCUCAGCGGCCUUCGUUCGAUUCGAAUUGAGAGGUUGGAGGUCUAUGAUCUGGGCGACGAGCCGCUGGCUCAGCGCGAGUUUGUAGGAUGGCUACAAGAAAGACUACCACCCCGCCCAAAAACAAAAGUAGCGUGACGAGACGUCAUUGGGCAGACCGAUGCGAGACUGAUUUUGUC
Messenger RNA from Cladophialophora immunda, 1487 nucleotides. RefSeq lists its product as uncharacterized. The transcript has 3 exons. The record is from RefSeq and is a predicted model, not a curated record. The coding region runs from base 340 to 1446 and encodes 368 amino acids. Lineage: Eukaryota; Fungi; Ascomycota; Eurotiomycetes; Chaetothyriales; Herpotrichiellaceae.